AUGUGCGUCAGGAGUCCACUGAAUUCGUUGAAGAACAACACAACAAUGUUGCUAUUUGUCUCAGCGACGGACUCUGCAACAUUUCCACUAAUGAGUGUUGUCGCUGUGCACGUCGUUGUUGAUGACUCCAUGGCUCCUUCAACUGUCUUCUUGCCAGAAUACAACCCGAACAAAAACAGCAACAACAACAACAACAACGACGACAAUGAUUUUUUCGGCAAAACUUUGCACGGCACGAGCCAUCAGAGCAACUACUUAAGCAUAGCCAAAAACACGCCCUUCCUAUUGACCAUCAUCUUGGCGUUCGUCUUCAUCGUCAUCGUCUUCCUGGCCAUAACGACGAUCCUGUUCUGCAUGGCUAAAAAGAGAAGCUCCAGCAUCAGGGAUGGAGAGAGGAUGAAGUCGAACUUGAGAGAGAAUGAUGUUGCUCAAAUGAAUUCGGAUGACAGCUUAGGCCGUGGUCUUCUGAAACAAAACAACAACAUGGAGAACAGUAACAACAGCAACAAUAAAAAUAACAUAAUUACGAAUAAUAAAAUUACUAGCAGCUGUAAAGCAAAACGCUACGGCAGCGCCGACACCAGCCUCAUCAUCGUCGUCAGCAUCAACAUCGUCAAUGACGUCAUCUUCAGCAAAAAAAACGAGUAA
Molecule: messenger RNA, 648 nt
Organism: Helobdella robusta
Lineage: Eukaryota; Metazoa; Annelida; Clitellata; Rhynchobdellida; Glossiphoniidae
Exons: 4
Coding region: 1-648 (215 amino acids)
Source: RefSeq, a predicted model, not a curated record